Molecule: messenger RNA, 876 nt
Organism: Drosophila elegans
Lineage: Eukaryota; Metazoa; Arthropoda; Insecta; Diptera; Drosophilidae
Exons: 1
Coding region: 150-815 (221 amino acids)
Source: RefSeq, a predicted model, not a curated record
CCGUGUUCCGCCACCGGGACCCAGACGGCUCAAUUGACUAGAUUUUCUAGUCUAAUUUUAAACGUCUUCGCGUUGGCGGUAUAAAAGCUAGUUAAUGAAUAAUAUGGUCAGCAUUCUUCUAGAAUACUUCGCAGGCAACAGUUCAGAGAAUGCGUGCCCUCAUUAUUCUAUGCGUUGUGGCGGCGGCAAGUGCCGGCAGUUUGUCCGGCUACAAUUACGGGCAAGGUGCGACGGCUAGCAUUGAAGGAGGUAGUGGUGUCACCAAGACCGCCGGACUGGCCGGUCCAGUCAGCUACAGUGCCGCUCCACAGGCGUCAGUUCACAAGGAGUUCUACAGCUUCCAUGCCAACGAUGACGACUUCGAGGAUCGCGAUGCCCUGCGCCAGGCCCUGGCUUCGGUGAAGAAGAACGUCCGUGUGAUCUUCAUUAAGUCGCCGGAGAACCGAGGCUACGAGAACGCCGUUUUGGCCCUGGCCAAACAGGCUGCCCAGCAGCAGACCGCCAUCUAUGUGCUGCACAAGCAGACCGACAUCAACGAGCUGGCCCAGAAGUUCAAUGCCGUGCGGCAGAACGCCAACAAGAAGCCGGAGGUGCACUUCGUCAAGUAUCGCACUCCCGAGGACGCCGCCAAUGCCCAGCGGGCCAUCCAGUCGCAGUACGAUCAGCUGGGCGGCACCAGCCAGUCCAUCAACGGGGGCGUGGCCAACGCCAUCAACUUCGCCUCCCAAGGAGCGGCUCCCGUGCGCACUGCUCCGCAACAGGUGCCCCAGAGCAACUACCUGCCCGCCUCCAUUCUAAGUCGCCUGCGUCACUAGAAAAUCUCCCUGUUAAACGUUGUUUUCGAAUAAAAAUUAUUUAGUUUGUUUACAUACAAAA